Ogataea haglerorum is the source of this 531-nucleotide messenger RNA. RefSeq lists its product as uncharacterized. NCBI's taxonomy places the organism in Eukaryota, Fungi, Ascomycota, Pichiomycetes, Pichiales, Pichiaceae. The transcript has a single exon. Bases 1 to 531 code for a protein of 176 amino acids. The record is from RefSeq and is a predicted model, not a curated record.
AUGGAUUCUGUCUACGAGGAGUUUUCCAGGUAUGAUUUUGACUCUAACGAGGAGUAUCUCGCCGGUCUCAAGCAGGUUAUGGAGCAGUACCUGAUUUUGCAAAGCCAGAGCGAUCCCGAGAUCUCUAAAGAUAUAUCUGAGGGCGUUUUCGACGUCUCUAAAAUCAAACCUCAAGAUAAGGAACAGUUGGUAUGGCAGGCAAAAGUGUAUUUUUUCUGUUCGCAAACAGGAGAGAUUCUAGAUCUUGAUGACUAUCGAAAGUGGGAGAGCACGAGGAAACUCCAAGAGCCUCAAGGAAGGAACACGAAGGAAAUCCCAUAUUCGUCGAACUACGAGCAGUUGGUGGAUCUUAUCGUCAACAACAAGCCGAUUCCGGGAAUCAAACAAAUACCAGAUACUGUUCUUGGGCCGGAGCUUUCAUCCAGCAGCAUGCUAAGCGAGCGUAAGAAGCCCUGGGAACAACAGAAAGAGAGAGAUUGUUCUGAGCAAAAAGAUGCACCAGGGGAUGGAACUCAGAUUGGACCCGAAUAA